AUUUCUAAUUUUUAUUGUUUUUUCUCUCUCUCUGUGGCGAGGAGGCAUUUAGAAUAGAAGAAGCCAUUUUUUUUUAUUCCCCCCUCCUCCACCUCUCCUUAUUAUUAUUAUUAUUACUACUACUACUACUACUGCCGGGGGAGCAGUCUGGUGUGGGGCGGAGAGAGAAGAGAAGAGCAGAGACGGCGAGAGAGAGAACCCAGGACAAGAAACACACCGAACCACGAAAGGAAAUGGCUGAUAGAACUGCACCGAAAUGCCAACUGCGGUUAGAGUGGGUUUACGGUUACCGAGGUCACCAGUGCCGGAAUAAUCUCUACUACACCGUUGCCAAGGAGGUGGUCUACUUCGUGGCCGGAGUGGGAGUUGUGUACAACACCAGGGAGCACACGCAGAAAUUUUUCCUGGGUCACAACGAUGAUAUUAUCAGCCUCGCUUUACAUCCAGAUAAAAGUUUGGUUGCAACAGGUCAAGUUGGAAAAGAUCCUUACAUCUGUAUUUGGGAUACUUACAAUACACAGACUGUUUCAAUUCUGAAAGACGUUCACACACAUGGAGUGGCUUGCUUGGCUUUUGAUUCUGAUGGGCAGCGUUUAGCUUCUGUGGGACUGGAUGCCAAAAAUACAGCCUGUGUGUGGGAUUGGAAAAAAGGGAAAGUGUUGGCAACAGCAACUGGUCACUCAGACAGGAUCUUUGAUAUUGCCUGGGAUCCAUAUCAGCCAAACAGACUUGUUAGCUGUGGAGUGAAACAUAUUAAGUUCUGGGCAUUAUGUGGGAAUGCACUGACACCCAAAAGGGGCAUCUUUGGUAAAACUGGUGACCUUCAAACUAUUCUUUGUUUGGCAUGUGCUAAAGAUGAGAGCACAUACUCUGGUGCAUUAAAUGGAGAUAUUUAUGUUUGGAAAGGGCUAACCCUGAUCCGCACAAUUCAAGGAGCUCAUGGAGCAGGUAUAUUCAGCAUGUAUGCCUGCGAAGAAGGUUUUGCUACUGGUGGGAGAGAUGGUUGCAUCCGACUAUGGGACACUGACUUCAAGUCAAUCACAAAAAUUGAUCUUCGAGAGACUGAACAAGGUUACAAAGGUUUGUCUAUCAGAAGUGUUUGUUGGAAGGCUGACCGUAUUCUAGCAGGAACCCAGGACAGUGAAAUAUUUGAAGUUAUGGUUCGAGAGCGAGAUAAACCUCUCCUGAUAAUGCAGGGCCACUGUGAAGGGGAGCUCUGGGGCUUAGCGGUCCAUCCCAAGAAACCAUUGGUGGUCACAGGCAGUGAUGAUCGAUCAGUACGUUUGUGGAGCCUUGUUGACCAUGCACUUAUUGCACGCUGCAAUAUGGAAGAGGCAGUACGAUGUGUUACUUUCAGUAGUGAUGGAUCACAACUCGCUCUUGGAAUGAAGGAUGGUUCAUUUACCGUACUCCGCGUCAGGGAUAUGACAGAAGUGGUCCACAUUAAAGACCGAAAGGAAGUAAUACAUGAGAUGAAAUUUUCUCCGGAUGGUUCAUACCUUGCUGUUGGUUCAAAUGAUAGUGUAGUUGACAUCUAUGCAGUUGCACAGCGAUAUAAGAAGGUUGGAGAAUGCAACAAGUCGUUGAGCUUUAUUACACACAUUGACUGGGCCAUUGAUAGCAAAUACUUACAGGUCAAUGAUGGUGCUGGAGAAAGGCUGUUCUACAAGAUGCCGUCUGGAAAACAUUUGACAAAUAAAGAUGAAAUAAAAGGAAUUCAUUGGGCUACGUGGACUUGUGUAAUUGGACCUGAAGCAAGUGGAGUUUGGCCUAAGUACACUGACAUCAUGGAUAUCAAUUCUGUGGAUGCAAACUACGCCAGUGCUGCGCUUGUGUCUGGAGAUGACUUUGGAUUGGUCAAGCUCUUUAGGUUUCCCUGUUUAAAAAAGGGAGCAAAAUUCCGUAAAUAUGUUGGUCAUUCUGCUCAUGUAACUAAUGUGCGCUGGUCACAUGACUUUCAAUGGACAGUGAGUACAGGCGGCGCUGAUCAUUCUGUGUUUCAGUGGAGAUUUAUUCCUGAAGGAGUAACAAAUGGAGGAAUUGAAACCGUGCAAGAAGGCUGUGGUGAUUCUAAUAGUGAGGAAUCGGAUUCAGAUCUAUCGGAUGUGCCAGAAUUAGACUCUGACAUUGAACAGGAAGCCCAAAUCAGCUACGACCGUCAGGUGUACAAAGAAGAUCUACCUCAGCUUAAACAGCAAAGUAAAGAGAAGAAACACACAGCAACCUCUCUGAAAAGAGAGAAAGCCCCCGAAGAAAGUCUGAAACUGCAGUUUGUUCAUGGAUACAGAGGAUAUGACUGUCGAAAUAACCUCUUCUACACACAGGCAGCUGAAGUGGUCUACCAUGUUGCUGCUGUCGCAGUUGUUUACAAUCGGCAACAUCAUUCACAGAGAUUCUAUCUUGGACAUGAUGAUGACAUCCUUUGUCUAGCUCUUCAUCCAAUAAAAGACUACGUAUCUACUGGACAGGUUGGCCGGGAUCCAGCAAUUCACGUUUGGGAUACACAAACACUUAAAUGUUUGUCACUGCUAAAAGGACAUCAUCAGAGGGGAGUGUGUGGGCUUGACUUUUCAGCUGAUGGAAAAAGCUUGGUGUCAGUUGGUUUAGAUGACAACCACACAAUAGUGGUGUGGGACUGGAAAAAAGGAGAAAGGCUAGCAACAUCAAGGGGGCAUAAGGAUAAAAUAUUUGUAGUUAAGUGCAAUCCACUUCAUGCCGAUAAACUUAUUACCGUUGGGAUAAAGCAUAUAAAAUUUUGGCAGCAUGCAGGUGGUGGUCUUAUCUCUAAGCGUGGAAUAUUUGGCAACCUCGGGAAAUUGGAGACAAUGAUGUGUGUGUGCUAUGGUCGGAUAGAAGACAUGAUUUUCUCUGGUGCUGCAAAUGGAGAUGUUUACAUCUGGAAAGACAUUCUUCUGCUGAAGACAAUUAAAGCCCAUGAUGGGCCUAUUUUUGCUAUGCAUGCCUUAGAUAAGGGAUUUGUAACAGGCGGCAAGGAUGGUGUUGUAGCACUCUGGGAUGAUAUCUUCGAGAGAUGUCUGAAGACGUAUGCUAUAAAGAGAGCAUCCUUAUCACCUGGCUCUAAAGGUUUGCUUUUGGAAGACAAUCCUUCAAUACGUGCCAUUACAUUGGGUCAUGGACAUAUACUUGUAGGAACCAAGAAUGGUGAAAUACUUGAAAUAGAUAAAAGUGGACCGAUGACCUUGCUGGUUCAGGGUCAUAUGGAGGGGGAGGUCUGGGGCCUCGCAGCACAUCCUAUUCUUCCUAUCUGUGCCACUGUAAGUGAUGACAAAACACUUCGGAUUUGGGAAUUCUCUUCCAACCACCGUAUGCUAGCAGUACGUAAACUUAAAAAAGGUGGAAGAUGUUGUGCCUUCUCACCAGAUGGAAAAGCCUUAGCUGUAGGGUUGAAUGAUGGAAGUUUUCAUGUAGUGAAUGCUGACACCCUGGAGGAUAUGGUGUGUUUUCACCACAGAAAGGAAAAUGUAUCAGAUAUCAGAUUUUCAUCAGAUGCAGGGAAAUUCCUGGCAGUAGCUUCCCAUGACAACUUUGUGGACAUCUAUAAUGUGCUUACAAGCAAAAGAGUUGGCAUAUGUAAAGGGGCAUCGAGUUACAUCACCCAUAUAGACUGGGAUGCAAAAGGGAAGUUAUUGCAAAUUAAUUCAGGUGCCAAAGAGCAUCUGUUUUUUGAAGCACCAAGAGGGAGGAGACAAACAAUUAGAAAUACGGAGAUAGAGAAGAUAGAUUGGGCAACGUGGACGAGUGUUUUAGGACCAACCUGUGAAGGAAUCUGGCCUACACACAGUGAUGUUACAGCAGUCAAUGGAGCGUGUCUAACCAAAGACAAAAAACUCUUAGCCACGGGAGACGACUUUGGCUUUGUGAAGAUCUUUUCUUUCCCAGUUAAGGGCCAGUAUGCAAAGUUUAAAAAGUAUGUGGGCCACAGUGCUCAUGUGACUAAUGUGAGGUGGGCACAGGAUGACUGCUUGCUGCUGACAGUGGGUGGUGCUGAUACUGCUUUGAUGAUCUGGAGUCGUGAAACAGAUGGAAACAGAGACAGCAAGCAUGUGGAUAGUGAGGAGUCUGACACCGACACAGACGAGGACGGAGGGUAUGACAGCGAUGUUGCAAAAGAGAAAUCUAUUGAUUACACAACAAAAAUCUAUGCAGUUAGUAUCAGGGAGAUGUCGGGCACAAAACCACAUCUACAGCCAAAAGAAGUCUCAACAGAAGAAAGGCAGGGAAUUGUCAAGGGAUCCAGACCACCUGUCAGCAGAGCAGCUCCACAACCAGAGAAACUACAAAAGAAUAAUAUUACCAAGAAGAAGAAGGUGGUGGAGGAACUUGUCUUACAACAUGUAUUUGGGUACAGAGGAUUUGACUGUCGCAACAAUCUUCAUUAUCUCAAUGAUGGUGCUGAUAUUGUUUUUCACACAGCUGCUGCUGGCAUUGUCCAGAAUCUAUCAACAGGUCUGCAGACUUUUUAUGUGGAGCAUACAGAUGAUAUCCUCUGUUUAACUGUCAAUCAACAUCCAAAAUACAAAAAUGUUGUGGCAACUGGGCAGAUAGGUGAUAUUGCAGACGUAUCAGGAACAACUCCGUCUAUUCAUGUGUGGGACACCGUAACCAAGCAAACACUUUCUAUUCUGCGCUGCACCCAUGGUAAAGGCGUCAGCUAUGCUAACUUCAGUGCCACUGGGAAGUUGCUGUUAUCAGUGGGUGUCGAUCCGGACCACACUAUCACUAUUUGGAGAUGGCAAGAAGGUGCCAAAGUUGCCAGCAAAGGUACCCACUCUGAGAGGAUUUUUGUGGUCGAAUUCCGUCCAGAUUCAGACACUCAGUUUGUGUCCGUGGGAGUAAAACAUAUAAAAUUUUGGACCUUGGCUGGUGGAGCUUUACUGUCAAAAAAAGGGAUCGUUGGCUCCAUAGAAGAUGCAAGGAUACAGACCAUGCUGUCUGUUGCCUUUGGUGCAAACAAUCUUACGUUCACUGGUGCCAUAAAUGGAGACGUGUAUGUCUGGAGAGAUCAUAUUCUUACUCGAGUUGUAGCAAAAGCUCAUACAGGACCUGUUUUUACCAUGUACACAACCCUGAGGGAUGGCUUGAUUGUCACUGGAGGCAAAGAAAGACCGACAAAAGAAGGAGGUGCAGUAAAGCUCUGGGAUCAGGAAAUGAAGCGUUGCCGAGCGUUUCAGCUGGAGACAGGACAGAUGGUGGACUGUGUUCGUUCUGUGUGCAGGGGCAAGGGAAAAAUAUUGACAGGAACUAAAGAUGGCGAGAUAAUUGAAGUUGGAGAAAAGAAUGCAGCAUCCAAUAGCCUAAUUAAUGGACAUAUGGAAGGAGAGAUUUGGGGUCUAGCCACACACCCUUCUAAAGACCUCCUAAUCUCUGCAAGUGAUGAUGGAACUAUAAGAAUCUGGGAUCUGGCUGAUAAAAAGUUGCUAAACAAAGUGAACCUUGGUCAUGGUGCAAAGUGUGCUGCUUACAGCCCUGAUGGAGAAAUGGUUGCAAUUGGCAUGAAGAAUGGAGAAUUUGUUAUUCUGCUUGUUAACUCGCUGAAAGUCUGGGGAAAGAAACGAGACCGAAGUGCUGCCAUCCAGGAUAUCAGGUUUAGCCCUGAUUCCAGAUACCUGGCUGUGGGUUCUAGAGAGAAUACUGUUGAUUUUUAUGAUCUGACACAAGGACCUACCUUAAACAGAACAGGAUACUGCAAAGACAUCCCUAGUUUUGUUAUCCAGAUGGAUUUCUCAGCUGACAGCAAAUACAUUCAGGUAUCAAUGGGUGUCUACAAGCGUCAGGUGCAUGAGGUUCCAUCAGGAAAGCAAGUAACUGACCAGACUCAGAUUGAGAAGAUCACAUGGGCUACAUGGACCAGUAUUCUGGGAGACGAGGUGCUGGGUAUUUGGCCACGAAAUGCUGAAAAAGCAGAUGUUAACUGUGCCUGCGUAUCUCAUGCUGGAUUAAACAUAGUGACUGGGGAUGACUUUGGUUUGGUGAAGCUUUUCGACUUUCCUUGCACAGAAAAAUAUGCCAAACACAAGCGCUAUUUUGGCCAUUCCGCUCAUGUGACCAAUGUGCGUUUUUCCCAUGAUGACAAGUUUGUUGUGAGUGCAGGUGGUGACGACUGCAGUAUAUUUGUCUGGCGAUGCCUUUGAAGGAAGAAUUAAAUGGUCAGAAGAUUGAACCCUGAAUGACUCCAGAAGAACUUGGCUGCUAUAAAGCAAAAAUACUUAAAAGGUGCAUAUAUAAAAAGAUUUUUGUGUAAGUGUUGUACAAGUUUCCACAAUACGUACAUUGUGAUUGUGAAGCUUGUGAUGUGAAGGUCACUGAGGAUGCUGAAGAUGAAAUCAGUUAUACAGUCUGCAUUAGGACAAUAGCUAAUGCCUUAGUCAACUUGUGACUUUUUAAAGAAUAGUACAGUUUGACUUAGAUUAGCUAGUCAAAAAAAGUCACCUGAAGAAGGUGCUUUCAAAAUUACCUCCUCUAAAGUGAAUCUUACCAGGUGUUUACAUAUUGCAGCAAAUGCACACCUCAAAAUGACUCUCAAAAUGUCCUGUGAACCUAAUACACUGUGGGGGCAAUUAUCACAGAGUGAUCUUCAAACCGGUUUGUUGCCGACAUAAUGCAAUAUCACUCUGCUACAAGAGAUAUGCUGCAGAAUUUAGUCCUAAUAUAAGUUUACAUGUACAUUUUUUUUCAGGGUAGAACGUACUAAGGAAUUUUACUAGUAUAUAAGCUUUAAAAGGUUUACAUUAUUCUUCAAGGUGCAAAAGGCUUAAUCUGUUUAAUAAAUUCAUCAGCACUAGAAACUUUAUGAACUACGGUUACCUGAAAUUAACAGGAAAUUCACCUGUGUUGGUAGUUAAUGCCCGUUAUAUUGAGAACGUAGUAAAAUUUAGGGUGAUUGUGUCACAGCGCAUUGAACAUUGUCUAAUUCCACUGCAGUAGAUAAAGGUUUCCUUUUUUUUGUGAAUAUAAAUUUCAGCCCAGUGUGAAUCAAGGUUGUACCAGGGUAGUCUUGUAAGAGUCCUGGCUCAGUGGUGACCUGGGUUCGAUUGCC
Messenger RNA from Callorhinchus milii (elephant shark), 7057 nucleotides. RefSeq names its product EMAP like 6. Gene Ontology annotation, molecular function: microtubule binding. Bases 234 to 6152 code for a protein of 1972 amino acids. Lineage: Eukaryota; Metazoa; Chordata; Chondrichthyes; Chimaeriformes; Callorhinchidae. The transcript is spliced from 44 exons. The record is from RefSeq and is a predicted model, not a curated record.